Molecule: messenger RNA, 1742 nt
Organism: Pocillopora damicornis (cauliflower coral)
Lineage: Eukaryota; Metazoa; Cnidaria; Anthozoa; Scleractinia; Pocilloporidae
Source: RefSeq, a predicted model, not a curated record
AUGGACACUGUUUGUAGUGAAAGUGGUUCGACUGAAGACCAGAAGUUAAACCAUGUCCUACCGGAAAAAUUUUCUAUCGAAACCGAAAGAGGACCUUUGAGUGCUGGCCUCCGUGAGACAAGAACAAAACAGAUCUUCAAAGUAAUGCAGUAUUUGGGUCUUGUUCAAGGAGACAGAUGGAGAAAAUUCGGGCGCAGUUUUAUUCUGGUGAUUGUUGUUAUAACAUGGAUGCCACCAACUUUUCUGGCGAUCUGCGUACAGAAAAACCCAAUUAUGUCCUCACCAAGUGGCUUACCGACAAUUUUGUUACUCUUGGGGCUUGCUCUAUCGCAUCACUUCGGAGCCUAUUACGGGUUCAAGCAUCGUAAAAGACUGAGAAGGAACAUAAGUUUGGCCAUCGAACGAGCGAAUUUCUGCCGAACAUGCCUGAUCGUGAUCGUGACGUUUGCAAUGUUGACUUUGUCGUAUCUCGUUCUUUUAAUCCACUUGUAUGUCACGCAGUCGAUUCGCCCCAUUCCGUGGCUUCAGAUUGGCUUUAUCUAUUUCCUUGGGUAUAUUUACUGCGGUGCAAUAGGUGUAGCAAUGAACUUAGCUUUUAGUGCAUCGUGCACCGCUGUCAAAAUCAGGAUCAUCGACCUCCAGGACAUGUUGAAAAACUGGUCUGAAGGACUUCGAGAGGCUCUUAUCGAGUAUCACGAACUCUGCGAUUUCAUGAACGAAGAAAUCGAAUCAAUCAAAUGGUGGCUAUUGGCUAAUAUCGUCACUUUUAUUGUCAACUGGCUGGUCAAUUUUCAAUUGUGGCAAAUUCUGGGAGGCGAAGGUCAAGGUGAUGUGAUGAGGUUAGUGUUUUACAACUGUUCGUGGAGCCAGCCUCUUCCUGCGCCGAAGUUGCUCCUUAUGAACGGACUCAUCACUGGCUGCGAGGUGCUUUUCUCCUGUCUGGUCUUCUUCUUCUUCAUGUCGCCACUCUACUGGACUGCUACGGUAACCUUGCAGUGCAACAGGUUCCGCGAAUGGGUCAACCGCACUAUAGUACAAACAGAUGAGAGACCUCUCGGGAAUUUCAAUGUCGAGUCGCUAGAUUUCUUCAUCAACCGGGUGCAGAUGGCUAGUUAUUUUGCUUUCAGACUAUUUGGGAUUAAUGUUACUAAGGCGCUUUUAUCGGUGACAGGUUUAAUGACCACUGUGAAGGUUGUACUAGGUAUCGUGACGAAAAAACUGCUACCUUCUUAGCACUUGAGCGGUGCAACUUGAAGUGUUUGUUAAACACGCAAUAUAGACAAAGGUCAAACGUUUGUACCUGUGUGAACGUUGUAAUGGUAAAUGAGAUGCUUUCCGGAAGUCGUUACGACUUUGUGUAACAGGAAUUACAAACAACCUCUUAAGUCAAUUGAGUCAGUAUAAUUUUUUGUUAAAGCUCAAAACAAAAUUUUAAAAACAAAAGGAUACCCGUAAUUUAAGAAGAUUCUUCUUCGUAAAUUCUCGAGUUUUACUUUUCCCUUCUUUUUUUUCCUUUCAUUGAUUUCUAUGAACGUUUCAAUUUUUCCGCGAAAACUAUGCAUGACAGCAGUCGUUUCUUAUGUUUUGCUAAGAAAUUUUGCGAGAUGAAUUGACGCUUAGCUGCCCAAAAUUGAACUGAUUGCGCAUACCUGAUGUUGGACCGCCGGCAUAUACAUAUACAUAAACAAAAUAGCCACCAGUAUAAAAAAUAAAACUGGAUCACUGGAUCAUUUUGCAAUUGA